This is a messenger RNA of Centruroides sculpturatus (bark scorpion), 1845 nucleotides long. RefSeq lists its product as uncharacterized. The transcript has 2 exons. The record is from RefSeq and is a predicted model, not a curated record. Bases 87 to 1841 code for a protein of 584 amino acids. NCBI's taxonomy places the organism in Eukaryota, Metazoa, Arthropoda, Arachnida, Scorpiones, Buthidae. Gene Ontology annotation, molecular function: protein dimerization activity.
UCAAGUGGAAAAGACGCUUUACUUAAACAUAGUGUCGGGAAAUUUCACAUAAAAAAGUGGAGACGAUCUCAAGUAAACAAGUCUCAAUGAUGGAAACUUUUGCUAUAUCCGGAUCAAGGCAAAAACAAUUGGAGGCAUCAAUUAAAGAAGGGGAAAUACGCCUUUCAGCAUUCGUAGCAGAGCACAACCUGCCUUUCUUGGUCAUGGAGCAUCUGCCGAAAUUAAUUAUGAACAUUUGUCCCGACUCGAAAAUUGCUCAAGGAUUGGCAUGCAGCAGAACUAAAACAACAGCUAUUGUGAAGUACGUUACUGGUAACGAGGGUUUUCUUCAGGUUUGUGAAGAUUUACGAAAUAAGAAAUUUUCCCUUAUCGUGGAUGAAUCAACGGAUCGGAGCACAAUAAAACACUUAUGCUUAGUUGUAAGGUAUUUAAAAGAUGACGUUAUUCAAGAUAGUUUUUUUGGUCUUGUUAAAUUAAGGGUUUCUGAUGCAACUACCUUAUAUAAUCACAUUGCUGAAAUGUUUAACCACAAUAAUAUUCCCUACAAAAAUAAUUUGAUAGGGUUUGCAUCCGAUGGAGCUAAUGUUAUGAUGGGAAGUCACCAUUCUUUGAUGACACUAUUAAAAAAUGAUAUACCUAACUUAUAUAUUAUAAAAUGUAUAUGCCAUUCGUUUCACUUGUGCGCAUCAUAUGCGUGUCACAAAUUACCUAGGUACGUCGAAGAUCUCUGCCGCGAUAUUUACAAUUAUUUUAAUUCUAGCCCAAAAAGAGUUUGUGAAUUCAGCCAAUUUCAGCAAUUUUGCAAUAUAAAAACCCACAAAAUUCUACAUCCAUCGCAAACCAGAUGGCUUUCAGUUCAUGGUGUGGUAAUUCGAAUCUUAGAACAGUACGCUGCUCUGAAACUAUAUUUUACUGAUGCUGUCAACAGUAAUGAUGUCCUUGCUGCAAAUAAUAUACUGCAGAAAUUGAAUGAUCCAGUUUCAAAAUUAUUUCUAGAAUUUUUGGAUUAUGUGUUGCCUCUAUUCAAUAUUUUAAAUAUAGAAAUGCAAUCCGAGUCCCCAAAAUUGCAUGUUUUGUAUGAUAAUGUUUGCCUGGUUUUGAAAACAAUUUAUGAUUGCUUCCUUCAAAGAAAUUAUAUAACAACCACUUCAAUCGAAAAUAUUGAUUUUAAAAAUCCAAGAAAUUAUUUAGCUAUAGAAAACAUGUAUUUUGGAGCAAAAGUCGUCGCUUCAAUGACGCGACUGAACCUUACAGAUGAACAGAUUAAAUUUUUUCGACUACGUUGUUUGGAUUUUUACAUUGAAGGUUGCACCCAAAUUACUGCUAGAUUUCCUCUUAAAAACAACUCUAUAAAAAAAUUUCGUUUUUUGAACCCAACCGUUGUCAAAAGUGGGACUAUACAUACAAUUACAGAUGUUGCCUUGUUAUUUCCUAAUCUUAUAACUGAUCGCGAGCUUCAAAGUUUAGAUUCCGAAUGGAGACUAUUAAGAAAUAAUCAAGAAAUACAAUCAUUUAGCAAUGAUGUGCAAGUUUUCUGGCAAAAUAUUAAAACUAUUACUCUAGGCGAUAAAACACUUGUUUUUCCAGUGUUGUCUCGUUUUGUUGAGAAUAUCUUGUGUCUGCCUCAUUCUUCAGCUAAUGUGGAAAGAAUAUUUUCGUCAAUAAAUUUGUUAAAAACGAAACAAAGAAAUAAACUGAGCUCUGAAACAAUUACUGGCUUACUUUUAACUAAACAAUUAAUUGGAAAAAAUUACUGUUACGAUUUUCCUGUAAAAGAUAAUUUAAUUUCAAAAAUAACAAACAGUGUGUUAAAAAACAUACAAACGGAAGAUAUUGAAUAAUAAU